This is a messenger RNA of Clonostachys rhizophaga, 4950 nucleotides long. NCBI's taxonomy places the organism in Eukaryota, Fungi, Ascomycota, Sordariomycetes, Hypocreales, Bionectriaceae. The record is from the annotation of a GenBank genome assembly.
AUGAAUUUGAGUCAGGAAAAUAAGGGAAAAGCGCUCGUCUGGGCAUCGCGCCGCGGCCUCCUCGAGCAAGUGAGCCUUCUUCUUCAAAACGGUCCAAAUGACGUCGCCCUGAGACAAGUCGAUGAGUGGAGCUUCACGCCCGCGCAUCUUGCCGCCUUCUACGGCCAUCUGGAGGUGGUGAGAGUGCUGGUGGAAGCAGGGGCAGAUCUCGCCGCAAGAGCAAGAGCGGGAGUGACACCUCUCCACUGCGCGGCCAUGCAGGGCCACAGCGAGAUAGCAGAGUUUCUCCUAACCGCAGGAUCUGACCCAGCUUGGGCCGAUGACGAAGGGCGUCCUGCGUCGCAUAGCGCGGCCUCUGAUAAUCACUGCGAUGUUCUGGAAGUCCUGGUUGCUGCCGGGGACGACCUUGCGAGCGUGGAUAAAAAUGGGAAUUCCGUACUUCACGCCGCUGCCAGUGGCGGUGCUUGCGAUGCCUUUCGUAUGCUCGUUCGCGCACGAGGCGAUUCUCUUCCCUGGAGGAACAACACCGCUUGGACGCCUCUGCACAAGGCAGUCAUCGAGUCCUCGUUCGAUACAGUGAAGCUCAUCCUUGAUGUGGCGGCCGACUGCAAAUUCAAGGACGGAUAUUUCGGCAUUGACAGUCCCGUUUCCGAUGAUGGGGCUUCAGCUCUUAUUCUGGCCUCUCGUCGUGGAAGCCAAAGCGUUGUUGAACUCCUCCUCGACUACGGUGCCAACAUUCACGCCACCGAUCAAUGGCGGUGCACUGCUCUGCAUUCAGCAGUGCACGCUGGACAAACCGAGAUAGUGCGGACUUUGAUCCGUAGAGGGGCGGACGUCAAUGCAAAGCAUACAGGCGGCGAUGGAAACAUUGAUGGUGACUAUGGGAUGAACGCUGUUCUAGAUGCCGUUCAUUUCGGCCAUAUCGAAACUCUAGAGGUUCUUUUGGACGCCGGAGCCAGCAUAUCGGACACAAUCACACGGGAGGGGUAUACAGUUUUGCAUGUCGCCGCCUACAAGGGUGACCUCGCGUUCCUCCGGUUGCUACUCAAUAUGAAGCUUCCCAUGGGAGUCGACUCGGCGAGCUUCGACGGAUCAACACCCCUCAUUAUCGCUACAGGUGCUGGAAGGCUGGACUCUAUUCGUCUGCUCCUCGACCAUGGUGCUGAUGUCUCCAUUGCAGACUAUGCAGGUUGGACACCACUGCACUGGGCCGUCAACAGGAACCACCCACAUAUAGUAAGGCUGCUUUUAGACUCUGGCGCAGAUCCAACAGUAGAGUCAGUCGAUGGGGACACUCCGCUGUCAAUUUGCCCUUUUUCCUUGGAAGGCAAGGACCUGGAGGAUAUGGGAGAGCUGCUUCUCGCGGCUGAGCGAGGAUGGUAUGAGCGAGAUACCAGCAGAGACAGCUUGAAUCAUUUAAUGUCGGCUGCAAGAUCAGGGAAACUAGAUUCUAUUGCUUCCCUUUUUGAAAAGGAGCAGGUCAACGCCAACUCCAUGGACGGGGACGGAUACACAGCCUUGUUGUUCGCCGCAGAGGCGGGCCAAGAUGCUGCUGUGAAGCUUCUCAUCGAGCUGGGUGCUGAAAUUGAAGCAAAAAACAGCUCUGGAGAAACCUCUCUUUGGUUGGCUGCUCAUUACGGCCACGGUAUGGUGGUUCAGACGCUGCUGGAAAGCGGAGCUGACCCCAACUCAGCAGAUGAGCUGGGGCAGACGCCGAUCUCUGCGGCUGCGGAGGGUGGACAUCUCCAGGCAGUGUCGAGCCUGCUCGCAAGAGAUGCCGAUAUUGACACCAAAACAUGUCAUGGAAAGAAUGCGCUUGUGUUCGCGGCAGAAAGCGGGAAUGAUGCCGUGAUGCGCACAUUGUUAUCACACAAGGAGGGAUCAAAAUCAGCAUUCGACUUAUCUAACAUGUCGGCAUCCCUAGUGGAGGCAGAUGGGUUUGAUCACUCUACAAAGAACAUCCUAGGGAUUAGAGAUCUUGGACCGGGUACGGAAGUCAGAGGAGACAAUCUUGUCGACCAGGCCAGCGACGAUGUGAUUAUUCACGCUACUGAUGGUACGGGCGCCACCUCUGAGCCCAAAGGCCGCGGUCCUGACGAGGGUGAUUUUGGAACUGAGCUUGUGGAACUGGCAGAGAAAGGCAUGAGAGCAGCAGUGGUGCGCCUCAUCCAGGCCGGCCAUCCAACAGGCAAGAUGGACCGACGAGGCUACCUCGCAUUGGGCACAGCGGCAGUAAAUGGACAUGUAUCCAUGGUCCGCACGCUCCUUGACCAUGGCGCUGACCCGAACCUCAAGGAUGGCCUCGGCAGAACAGCUAUCUGGUGGGCGGCUUAUAACGGAUGGUAUGAGGCGGCCAAUGUCCUCCUUGAUGCCGGUGCCGAGUUGAACAUGACAGACGACGUAUUGCAGCUCUCACCAUUGAUGGCGGCUACAUAUCGCGGCCGAGCUAAAGUUCUCAAGCUAUUCCUCGCAGGAGGCGCCAAUGGGCACACGGAGAAGCAUGGCUACUCUGCCCUGGGCCUGGCAGUGCAUUUCCGACAUGUCGACGUGGUUAAGAUCCUUCUCGAGUCCGGGGCCGAUGUUGAAUACGGUCCUGACCCAAGUCGAACUCCGUUGAACACGGCGGUUGAGCAAGGCGAUACGGAGAUAGUAAACCUUCUUCUAGAAGCCGGAGCGACGAUGCAAACGUCAACAGAUGAUCGAUCGCCACUUUGUAUAGCCGCCCAACGUGGCUUCGAAGAUAUGGUAGCACUGCUCCUAAAUCACGGCGCAAAAGUUGAUCACUUGACAGCUCACAAGAGGACUCCGCUGUUUUUUGCAGCUGCCACGGGACACGAGAUGGUAGCCAGGAUGUUGAUAGAGGCCGAAGUCUCGCAGAUUAGUCACAGGGAUGAGAAUGGUUUGACCGCGCUAUCGUGGGCCAAGAUGCAGGGUCAUGAAGGCGUGGCCUCGGUUCUGCGCCAUGCAUCUCAAGUCAGUCAUGAUUCUAGUCUUGGAUCAGUCGCCUCUGAUAUUCCAAACCGAGGAUGCUAUACUUAUGUACCACUCUCCAAGCCAGGCUGCAUUCGCCUCAUAGAUCUUCAUCCAGGGCAGAAAUCUGACGCUCUAUCGUUUGAUCUCUAUGAAGCGAACCUCGACCAUGAGCCCUCAUAUACCGCGCUAUCAUACGAAUGGAAAGCCAAAACCGGCACCAUCCCCGUGUUGUGCUGUGGUAGGAGUCUUCUGAUAACACCCAAUCUAAAGGCGGCGCUGCGAAAGAUCAGAUCGCAACAAAAAGUGCGGACGCUAUGGGUCGAUGCUGUUUGUAUCAACCAAGAAGAUGUCGAAGAACGCACUAGCCAAGUACGACUGAUGACCAAGAUAUACAAAGAGGCCCAAGAAAUGCUGAUGUGGCUCGGCGAAGACAGCCCCGAGGUCGCAGCAGCUUUUGCAUCUAUCCCUAGAGUCCUGGAUGCAUGGAACCAGCUAUCCUCGGCAGAAUUCUUCACUUAUUCGCUAUCAUCAGACGUACAGCAGGUGCUCGAAGCUCUCGAUCUAUGCAAGAGAAUCUUUGGCUCGGUAGACGCGGGAGGGGCCUACGAUCGCAAGGCGGCCACUGGUGCGACUGACCUUCUGAGCCGUUCGUACUUCACAAGGGCGUGGAUAUAUCAGGAGCUUAUCUUGGGCGGAGUACAAGGGACGGUUCUCUGCGGAGACGUUUGUGCUCCGUGGACAGAUUUCCAUCAUUAUAUGGCCAUGUGGGCGGUGUUUAACGGCGGCGAGCAGCCAAGGGGGCGAGAUAUAAUGAUGCUUAUCGCCAGGACCCAGGAAAUGGCUACCAAGGGAGCAAUCAAGGACAUGGGGUCUGCUAUCCAAAUCCUGACUCAUCUCAACUGUGGUGAUCCAAGAGAUAAAGUCUUCGCUGUAUUGGGAGUUGUAGACUCCGACUGGUCAGGCCAGCUGGCUCCCGAUUACAGCCUCUCAGUCCAACAAGUGUACAUCAACGCGGCCAGGGUCAUGGUUCGCACUACGGAAGGGCUCGCCUUCUGGCAGGGCAUCAACUAUCCUGCAGCCAACAGGAUCCCAGGUCUGCCGUCCUGGGUUCCAGACUGGACUUGUAUCAGCGCCAGACAUAGAGAUCUGGAAGAUGGUGCGGUCUUGCCUUGCCUAUUCCGCCAACCCGUCGGGCGAGCGAUUCCCUCGCUUCUCGGCAGCCAGUUUCGCUCGACCGACACCACCCUUCAUGGGGACGGAUACAUACUUGGCGAGAUUUCCUUCACCAUUACAAUGAGGACCGGCGAAGAUAUCUAUGAUCACAUCGUCCGACCACUCGCCGAGGGUCUUGCUCGCUCAGGACGAAGCAUCUUCGACAGUUGUUCCUAUCCAGAGAAACUUUCCUACUUGUCUGUAUUUUGCCGUUUCCUUCAUAGAUCACAGGGCAACGACGAUAUCCAAGGGGACCGGGGAUAUUCUUCAGCCGAGGAACUUUUGGCUUGGAGGAUAAGUACUGACCCUCACAUUCCUGACGCAUCCCGAAAAGUGCCUAUUGAACUGGAGAACGCCAUACGGCAAUUCCGCGACCAAUCUACGAAUAACGCAGCCACUUUCAGCCACGAGGUCCAUCUACUUUGUAAUGAGAUGGAAAAGGAACUCAGGACUCGCCUUAGAGAGCACAACAAUAUUUCCGCUAACGCCCCUCAUGGCAUAACUCUAGCGAGCUGUGACCUAUUCUGUACCUUAGACGGACAGCUUGGAGUCUCAGGUGAGAGGACUUCGGAGAGUGGGCUGGUUCUGAGCUUGUUAGAAGGCUUCAGAUCCGUUGCGAUGAUGCGAAAAAGGGAUACCGGUGGAGAGAGCAAAAGUUAUGAGUAUGUUGGCGCAGCUGAUAUUCUGGAACUAGACUGGGGAUCUUAUCAGACCGUAAAUGAUGUCCCCGUCAAUGGAACCAUUAAGAGGCUUGCGAUUUUAUGA